AUGUCCCGUUUGAGCAUUGAAGACAUUUGUCCAGCGUACCAAGAACUUUACAGCUUCAUUGGAGGAGGAGCGCAUAUUGUUUCUAGCUUACUUAGCAAACACGAAGGCAGUAAACCUGCACGCGAACUGGAGUUUGACAAGCAACACCUUCGAAGACUAUUACUACCGGCCAAGGAAUUAGCACAGACGUGGGCCCGAUAUAGUCAACACUGUAUUUGGAAAAGUUACCAAGAACAUAACCACAUUCGAGGUUGGAGUGGAGGCAACGCUAUUGUGGGUUGUGCCUACCACAAUAGCUAUGUUGCCAAAACGAAGACUAAGGAUGUAGUGACUCCCCUCCCAUAG
Molecule: messenger RNA, 345 nt
Organism: Rhizopus microsporus ATCC 52813
Lineage: Eukaryota; Fungi; Mucoromycota; Mucoromycetes; Mucorales; Rhizopodaceae
Exons: 2
Coding region: 1-345 (114 amino acids)
Source: RefSeq, a predicted model, not a curated record